AUGUCGACCUAUAUUCCCACCGUCUCAGACGUUCCGACAUGUGCUCAAGGCUGCGUUGGCGAUUUGGGAGGCUGUGCUAUGGGCGAUGUUCGCUGUAUUUGCAGCAACUCGUCGUAUAUGACGGGAGUGGCAGCCUGCGUCAGUCGGAGUUGUCCAUUCGGGCAAUGUCAACGUGAGUGA
Sphaerulina musiva SO2202 is the source of this 180-nucleotide messenger RNA. RefSeq lists its product as uncharacterized. Bases 1 to 180 code for a protein of 59 amino acids. The record is from RefSeq and is a predicted model, not a curated record. Lineage: Eukaryota; Fungi; Ascomycota; Dothideomycetes; Mycosphaerellales; Mycosphaerellaceae. The transcript has a single exon.